This is a messenger RNA of Medicago truncatula (barrel medic), 1812 nucleotides long. Its product is annotated as ectonucleotide pyrophosphatase/phosphodiesterase family member 1. NCBI's taxonomy places the organism in Eukaryota, Viridiplantae, Streptophyta, Magnoliopsida, Fabales, Fabaceae. The record is from RefSeq and is a predicted model, not a curated record. The transcript has a single exon. Bases 65 to 1480 code for a protein of 471 amino acids. Gene Ontology annotation, cellular component: vacuole.
AAUCAAAAAACAAACACAAACAGAUCUAAGAAUCAAAACAACAACAACAAAAGAAUCUCUGAAAAUGGAAACUAAAAAAGUACAAGCAGAAGAUGAAGAAUCAUUACCAACAUCAACAACACCACUUCUUCUCAACAACAUUAACACUUCUUCUUCUCAAAACAAACCAACCCUUCUUCUCAAUCUCAUAACCUGCAUGUCACUCAUCACAGCCAUCACUUUCUCUCUCCUCUUCUUCUCUCUCUCACCACCCUCAACCACCACAGCCACCGCCCGCCACCUCAAUAAACUCCACCACCCCACUGUCAUCCUCAUCUCCUCUGACGGUUUCCGUUUUGGCUACCAACACAAAACCUCAACUCCCAACAUCCACCGUCUUAUCACAAACGGUACAGAAGCUCUCACUGGUCUCAUCCCAGUUUUCCCAACUCUCACUUUCCCUAACCAUUACUCCAUUGUCACUGGUCUCUACCCUCCUCAUCAUGGUAUCAUCAACAACUUCUUUUUCGAUCCGGUUACCGGCGAAAAAUUCACCAUGGCUAGCCAUGAAUCAAAAUGGUGGCUUGGUCAGCCCUUAUGGCAAACUGUUGUCAACAGUGGUAAAAUUGCUGCUACUUACUUUUGGCCUGGCUCUGAGGUAAAAAAAGGUUCUUGGACUUGUGAUGAUGUUAAGUAUUGUAAACAUUAUAAUGGUUCUGUUAGUUUUGAAGAUAGAGUUGAUACUGUUUUAGACUAUUUUGAUUUGGAUCUUGAUGAUAUACCGGUUUUUAUGACGCUUUAUUUUGAGGAUCCUGAUCAUCAAGGUCAUCAAGUUGGUCCUGAUGAUGAUGAGGUUACUCAAGCUGUUGCUAGGAUUGAUGGGAUAAUAGGGAGGUUGAUUCAUGGGUUGGAAAAAAGAGGGGUUUUUGAGGAUGUUAGUAUUAUUAUGGUUGGUGAUCAUGGUAUGGUUGGUACUUGUGAUCAAAAGCUUAUUUUUUUAGAUGAUUUAGCUUCUUGGGUUGAAAUUAAAUCGAAUUGGGUGCAUUCGUAUUCGCCGUUGCUUGCAAUUUGGCCACCAAGUGAUUCUAAUUAUUCGUUGACUGAUGUUGUGGCGAAGAUGAAUGAAGGGUUGAGUUCGGGUAAAGUUGAGAAUGGGAAUAAGUUGAAGGUGUUUUUGAAGGAAGAUUUGCCGAAGCGGCUUCAUUAUGCGGAGAGUGAUAGGAUUCCGCCGAUUAUUGGGUUGGUUCAUGAGGGUUAUAAGGUGGAGCAGAGUAGGACAGGGAAGAAAGAGUGUGGUGGUGCUCAUGGUUAUGAUAAUGAAUUUUUCUCUAUGAGGACUAUUUUUAUUGGACAUGGUCCUCAAUUUGAAAGAGGGAAGAAGAUACCUUCGUUUGAGAAUGUUGAAAUUUAUAACUUGAUUACUUCUAUACUCAACAUUAAGGGUGCGCCUAAUAAUGGAUCUGACUCAUUUCCGCAAUCUGUUCUUCUACCGAAGGCUUAAUAAUGCUCGAAGUUCGGUGUUUCUGAGCUGCUUGUGCUUGACAGUAUGUUCUUUGUUCUCCAAGAGUGAUGUGAUGCUCAGAAGUAUGAAAAACAUGAUGAGGAGAUGUUGCAGGAAAGAAAAGGUAUCUUAUACCCGGAUUCUUCUAGUUCUAGCCUCUAGGAUUCAUUAAGCUACUUUCAGUAUACAUUGAUUUAACUUUUUGUAUCUGUUGACGGAUAAAGAAUAGGUAUCUUAUACCUGUAUUCUUGUAGGAUUAAACUACCUCUGAUUUAAUUUGCUUUAAUUUAUCUUAUCUGUCGGUGGAUCACUUCCUCUUUAUUAUUUCAUAA